AUGUGUCCCAUGCUUCUCAAUCGCAUAUCCGAUGGCCCUGUCAUUGGCCUUCCUCCUUCCCAGGAACACGCCUUCGCUCAGUUCCCCUCCCAGUCCCUUUUGGACACACCUAAUGGCUUGCAUGGUUGCAGUCCCAGCUCCAAUACGACUUUUGUCGGCAAUGGAUCUACCUCGGCUGCCCACGGCGCAGGCAAUACAGCCGCACCCGUCCCAUCUAAGCCAUCUCGCAAGAGAUCGCGUGACGAGGCGUCUUUCGAAGAGGCCACCACUAGCACACCUCCAGUCCCCAAGCCCGCUCCGGCUCCGAAGUGGGAACCCAUCUAUGGCGAAGGAAUGGUCCUCUUGAACCCUCAAACUGGACUGGCAGUCUCCGCGGAAAGUCAAACUGGAACAUGGUAUGAGGAAUCCGCGGAGGCACAAGCUGCCGCCAAGCCCCCGGUCUCGUCACGUUCAAUGGAACUCGAAUCCGAUGCGGCCGAGCUCAGUCGGAAGUCUCAGCGGCUGGACGUGUCUGCCCCUGGCCUGGAUGACAUUGCACUUUCUUCGAUACAGCAGCGCCUGAACGGCUCUGAGAUGGCUGAUCAGCACCGCACCCUCAAUGGCGGAUCAACACCUCCCCAUGAGCCACUUAUCGAUGAUGCCACCCGCCUCCUCGGCAUCAGCUGGCAACGUAUCGACAAUGAAGGUGACAUGGCCCCAGCUAUCCGUGGGUGGACCAAGUAUAUCGACAAUGAAUUCGGCGCCUACUUGCAUGGCUCACAAAUGCUUCUGAAGUGCCGUGCUCUCAAUGCCUUCCUCGUGGCUGCAACCCCAGUGUCUUCAAUGUCACCAGCUUUCUAUCUUUUCAAUGAAGACCUGACCCAGGCACAGCUUGUUGCUUCUUCGUGGGACGCCUGCGUGCAGAAUUUGCGCCACAAUCCCAUUGUCUUCGAGGGUGCGGCGCCAAUUGCUGCCGCUAGUCAAUCAAAGACUCUGUCUGCAACUCCUUUUACAACCGCGGACUCCGGUGUACCUCUCCUCCAGCAAGCCCUUGCAGGUCAGCCAAACGUGCCUGGGACGGGGCUGAACGGGGGCGUCGACACGGGAAUGGAGAUCGAUUCGUGA
Molecule: messenger RNA, 1104 nt
Organism: Penicillium chermesinum
Lineage: Eukaryota; Fungi; Ascomycota; Eurotiomycetes; Eurotiales; Aspergillaceae
Exons: 1
Coding region: 1-1104 (367 amino acids)
Source: RefSeq, a predicted model, not a curated record